AGGGAGGAAUGGUAGCUGAGGAUGUUGCGUAGUCGGCAGUACGGGAGCUUGAAAGGGGGUUUUUAUUGUCGUUGGUUUCGGAAGCGCGUGGUGUGUGUUGCUGCCGUCGGGGGUUGGUUUUGUGUUAUAUUCUCAUUCGGUGAAGGUUUUGUGAGGAGUGCAUUACGAGGAUAACGUUUCAGUCAUGGAUUUUGUUUUCAUUAAAGGUGUUACAGAACGAAUUUUAGCGUGGUUGGUGAUGCCAUCGAGUGCGGUGUUUAUUUGAACGAUCUCUACUUCCAGUGAAAGCAAUCAUCUUUCGCAUGUCUUCCCCGGUCCUCUUUGACUUGCUCCUACCUUGAGGCGAUUUCAUAUGUCACGGCGUAGCUAAACUGCCUUGCGAUAUACCAGGAUUUUCACAAUAGCUUCUCAGGGUGAAGGGCAUGUCCUGUGUCGGAAGCGCGAUCCUCGAAAAAUGACACACACUUUGUUCCUCACUAUUGAUCAAUUGCCAGCCUGAACCUGUAAUCUACGUUUGUAGACCGCGGUGAAUUUGACCCUGUCUCACAGAGCUUAUUUUCUUUUUGAAGUCACCCUGCGGCAUGCAUUCGUCUCUUGGUCAUUGCCUCAUGAGGAACAGAGAUUUGGGUAUCGGCACUCCUCGUGUAUAGUUUCGAAGAGAAAAAUUCUUCCUUGUAAUAACAAAAGUCUUACAGUUUAUCCGUGAACCAUACACGUACAUUGUUGAUCAAACUGAAUAGCUGCAGAGCUUCCUGAAGCCACUAGAUUAUUGAAUUAGACAAAAUUGCAACGUUACCCGUAAGAAUGCCUGGACUGCGCUAUUCCGGACCGAUUGUAACUACAAUGUAUGUAAGCUACCCCUUCUUCUGUGACCAGAUGCACAGCGACACAGACGCGACAUGGGACUCUGUAGAUCUUAACACACUACAAUUCGCAGUUGCGGAUGCCAUGCCCUCCGCUCCCAGCAGGCACAAAUCACGUCGCACUCCACAGCGUUACGCGUCGUGGAUUACAGGCAAGGCGGGCUCUGGGUCCAACGUCCUCAGCAGCCAAGGUUGUUCUCUGGCUGUUAGUGCUCCAGCGCAAGGCAACUAUGACAACGACAGCGACGACCUUGCGUCAAUGGUACAUGAUUUCAUUGAGAACGAUUCUCCUGGCUUCCCCAACGAAGACGACAGUGACAGCGGAUCUCCUGGCGUCACCAAGCUUGGUGACAACUUGCAGGCGUUGACUUCUUCAUAUGGAGGUAUAGAGGCAGAGCUCUUAAAUGUCGUCCGGAGGCUUGUUUUGGGUAUCGACAUCGACACGGACUUGAUUUGCAAUUCCGAAGGCACUAAUUGCAGGGGUGGAUGUAUCAAGCGCUUGGUUGUCAAGCAGUUGCGUGCCGCAGGUUUCGAUGCGGCUAUUUGCAAAGCGAAAUGGGAAGGAAAUGGAUGUGUUCUGAGAGGCACAUUACACAUGGGUGAGUACGAGUACAUCGAUGUGGAAGGCUCCGGGGAGCGUUUGAUAGUGGAUGUGGACUUCCAGGAGCAAUUCGUACUAGCGAGGGCGACCCCUGACUACCUCACUACUCUCAAGCUUCUUCCCACUGUUUUAGUGGGGACGACGGAGAGAUUGGAGCAAAUUCUUCCAAUUAUGUCAGAAGCAGUGAAAACAUCCUUGAAUCAAAACUCCAUGCCGCUUCCGCCGUGGCGCACUCUUGAUUUCAUGAGCUCCAAGUGGCUUUCACCCCAUGAACGUGUCAUAGAUAGGUCGUGGCCGUGUGUGCCCAGAGGUUCCCUGAGUGUCAGUCUGAAAGGACGGCUUGCACCCAUGCUUGAGAGCAGGCCAUGUGAUGUACAUUUACGACGUAUUAAAGAUUCUCUCCUUUCGGAAGUGAAUGGCUCAGCAAUGAACAUACUGGGGCGGGAUAGAACUCGUCAGUACUCGAAGUCACGAGCCAAACGAAGCAUUCUUUGAGUCUUAACGUCGGCAGGGCUGGACGAUCCUUGACAAUAUCACAGAUUUUACUUGCGGCUAUCUAGUGUGGACUGCUUCCUUCAUCACAUAGACUACCAGUUGAUUUCUGAGGAGGUUAAGUUAUCUAGACCUCACGGCAUCCUUACUGCAUGCACUGUACUGAGACCCUUUCGAUUUUUCCUAGUUUCUUAGAUGUGGGGAUUAGGAAACCACGGGCAUUCUAAGAGAGCUUGCCCUAGCGGAUUCCAGAUCUGCAAUACCCACUUCGUAUAGUCGUUUAUUAAAGCGAAUGUAAACCAGAUGUGCCUAGUGGACAGUUGCGCGACACUUUUCGUGUAUCAAGGUUAAUAAGUCGUGUAGAGAUGGUCACGCAUGAUUCUAAGGAUGUAUGUAUAUAUAUAUAUAUGUAUGUAUAAUGCACACAUAUACACGUAUCUAUCCCUCGUUGCAGUUUGA
Molecule: messenger RNA, 2415 nt
Organism: Physcomitrium patens
Lineage: Eukaryota; Viridiplantae; Streptophyta; Bryopsida; Funariales; Funariaceae
Source: RefSeq, a predicted model, not a curated record